AUGGCCAGUGCUAGAGCUCCCACUCUGGUGGCCCUGGUCGCCGUGAUUCUAGGCGUGUUAGCCGUCUACCUUCAACCCUAUCGAGACUUUCUUGCUCAAAAAGGCGUCGAGUAUGGAUUUCACUCGCUCGGUGUGUUUUCCCUAGCACCAACUGUUAUCGACCCUGUCCGAGAUAUUAAAUAUCUCGGCAUCCACUCUGCUAGCAUUGAGCAUUUCCAUGAGAUCUUCUACGCAGAGAAUCCUGUUGGCGAAAAACGAUUUGCGCCACCGGUCCCCGUAAAGCCUUCUAAAGGAUCCAUCGUCGAUGCGACACGGCCUGGGGCCUGGUGUCCCCAGGGUACUGGAGAUAUACUUCCUUUCACCAGUCGUGUAGCCAACAUCAGUGAGAAUUGUCUAAGUUUGAGGAUCGCCCGGCCGAGCGGCGUGAGCAAGAAUGCCAAGUUGCCGGUGGUGGUAUGGAUCCAUGGAGGUGGUCAUGCGUUGGGUUCCGGGUCAGAUAUCUUAUAUACCCCAGAUGGCUUGGUCAAGCAAGCUGCGGCAGAUAAUCGACCUUUGAUAUAUGUCGCCAUUAACUAUCGCUUCGGCAUGUUCGGCUUUGCGACAAGCAAAGCAUUGAUUGAAGCCGGACAGACAAACGUGGGUCUUCGUGACCAACGGGCCGCUCUUGAAUGGGUUCGGGAUAACAUCGAGGUGUUUGGUGGCGAUCCUAAUAAAGUGACUGUCGUGGGACAAAGUGUAGGAGCUAGCGACAUUGGCCUGCAGUUGACAGCAUUUGACGGAACGCAAGGGGUUCCAUUCCAGCAAGCAAUAAUGAUGUCGGGCGGUCCAGGCCUGAACUUCAAUAGCAAGCCUGAUAUUGUCGCAGACAACAUCGCAGCAAUCGCAAGGCAGGUCGGAUGUGUUGAAGAUGACGAUGAUCAAUCCUCGAAGGUCCUGGAAUGCCUGCGGAAUGUUCCCUUCGAGACACUGACCAAUCUCUCCGUCACGGCUUCUCGCGCCGCCCGGCCACCUUUCGGCGAGGGUUUCUUCUAUCCAACCAUUGACGGUGACUUUAUUCGCGAUCGGCCAUCCCAGCUGGUGCGCGCAGGCAAAUUUGCCAAAGGAAUUCCGAUGAUUGGCUCCUGGGUAACGAAUGAUGGGGCCUGGUAUGCAUCCCCUCUAGCCUCGACCGACGAAGACGUGUUGGAUAGUUUUGGGCGUUGGCUUUUCAAUCUGUCCAAUUCAACCAAGCAGCGACUGCUAAAACUCUACCCACGUGAAGAUUUCGAACACAUGGUUCGAGAGGGAUCCGACGGUCCGGUCUCCGCACAAUACUACCGUGCCGCGCAAAUGAAUCGGGACAUCUGGUUCACGUGCCCCGUUCUGGACUUUGCCUGGCAGUACGUCAAGAACGGCGGCGUGGAGCCGUCCCAGGUUCGAGUGUACGAGCAUAACUCUACUAGGUUCACCCCUGUCUUUGAGAAAAUGGGCGUCCCGAUGUGGCGGAUUGCUCACCUGAGUGAUAUCCCGUACGCCUUGAACGCCCAGAAUCUUGAGGGCGGUGCGGAUAACUCUGCCUCGCAGCUUGCCUUGGCCCGGGUGGUGAGCGGAGCCGUCGCGAAUUUCGUGAAUACGGGGAGUCCGGAGAACGAAGACGGUCAAAUCAAGAGAUGGCCUGCGGUCUUUUCUGGUGCAACCAGUCAAGACUUGGCCGGGGAGUCUCCAAGCAGGCUUUCAAUUCAGGUGUUUGGGGGUCCAUAUGGGACCGGCCCAGCAAUCGUUAGCAAGGAUCUGGAUGAGGAAAAGGCUACCGAAGCAGAAAAAGCUAUCUACUGGGCGCAGCUACUCCGUAGAUGCGAGUUUAUCAACAGCGUGCAGAUGCGGGAGGAGGCUGGCGUGUAA
Aspergillus affinis is the source of this 1881-nucleotide messenger RNA. RefSeq names its product alpha/beta-hydrolase. The coding region runs from base 1 to 1881 and encodes 626 amino acids. The record is from RefSeq and is a predicted model, not a curated record. The transcript is spliced from 6 exons. NCBI's taxonomy places the organism in Eukaryota, Fungi, Ascomycota, Eurotiomycetes, Eurotiales, Aspergillaceae.